GGGAGGCAACAGUGCAGAUGAGCCCCAGUGAGCAGCGGCCGGGUCCUCUUUCAAACACACACACGCCGUCACACACACUGCGCUCUACAUCCCCCACACACGAAUGCCAGGACACUCUUACUCAUGCAAUCCAGUAACGAGAACAGCAUCAGUCCGAGCCGCCUGCUGCCGCCGCCGCCGGCAGCCCUCUCCGCGCCGCUUCCACGAGACACAAAGCUGGGAUCCCGCUGGGAGAGCAGCUCCUGAUGCCUUUGUAGCGCAAAGCGGAGCCGGGCUCCUCGCUUGGGGAUUCAACAGCAGCACAGAGAGGAGGAGACGGAGGGGAGGGAAGGUGGGUGCAUGCAGCUCAGUCCAGCCGCCGCCGCCGCCGCCGCCGCUGGAGGUGGACGACAUCAAGGCGAGUCUGAGGGGACGGAGGGGUAGCGUCUCUCUUCCGCACCGAUCCGGGCGGCGUGGAUGCGACCGGGGCACCUCCAGGCUGACAGAUGUAGAGGCAGCGCGGGGCAACUUCUAGUCCUGGGAGCCGGGCCCAGUGAAUCGGCCCCAGACGGGGGCAGGACUAAGCAGUAGACGGGUUGACCAUGGAGGUGAGAAUGGGCCGGGAUGCAGGCUGCCUGCUGCCCGUCCUGUUCCUGCUGCUGAUGACCACAGCGCCACCCGCCCAGAGCCAAGGAUGCCCUCAACGCUGCGACUGCGUUGCACGGCUCAAGAGCGUGUCGUGCUUCGGGAAGCGGCUGUCGGCGCUGCCCGACGGCAUCCCGCAGGACACCAAGGUCCUGGACCUGUCUGGGAACAAACUCCGCUGGGUGGAACACAGCGACUUGCUCCCGUAUCCUCGUCUGGAGAAGUUGGACCUGAGUGAAAACAUGAUCAGCGUUCUGGAACCCAAUGCCUUUUCCAACCUGCAGAACCUGCAGUCGCUGUCACUGCGGGGGAACCAACUGAAGCUGGUCCCCAUGGGGGCCUUCUCCCGCCUCUCCAACCUAACUGCACUGGAUCUCAGUGGGAAUAAGAUUGUUAUUCUUUUGGACUUUACUUUCCAAGACCUGAAAAGUCUAAAGAACCUGGAGGUUGGAGACAAUGAUCUGGUUUAUAUUUCCAACAAAGCCUUCCUGGGCCUAGUGGGGCUGAGGGAGUUGACUAUCGAGAGGUGCAACCUGACCUCUGUGUCCAGCCAGUCCUUGUCUUACCUCCAUAACCUGGUGACUCUGCGGCUUCGCUACCUCAGUAUCUCCGCCUUAGAGGACCAAAACUUCCGUAAGCUGGGGAACCUGAGGGGGCUGGAGAUCGAUCACUGGCCCUUUCUGGAGUACAUCUCCCCCCACAGCCUGCAGGGUCUCAACUUGUCCUGGUUGUCCAUUACGCACACCAACAUCACCUCUGUGCCCACCUCUGCCCUGCGCAGCCUGGCUCACCUCACCAGCCUCAACCUCUCCUACAACCCCAUCUCUGUGCUGGAGUCCUGGGCACUGCGGGACCUCGUGAGGCUGAAGGAGCUGCAUAUGGUCAACACCAACCUGGCAGUAGUGCAGCCAUAUGCUCUGGGAGGCCUGAGACAAAUCCGCCUUCUCAACUUUUCCACCAACAGCCUGGUGACGCUGGAGGAGGCCGCCUUUCAGUCCGUCAACUCUCUAGAAGUUCUGCGUCUGGACGGGAACCCUCUGGCCUGCGACUGCCGCCUGCUCUGGAUCCUCCAGCGGAGGAAGACCCUCAACUUCGACGGCGUCCCCGUGUGCAUGACGCCCGUGGAGGUGCAAGGGCGAGCUCUCAACGCGUUCUCCGACUCGGCGCUCUUCGACCACUUCACCUGUCAGAAGCCCAAAAUCCGCAACAGGAAGCUGCAGCAGGUGUCGGCCCGCGAGGGGCAGGUGGUGUCGUUCGUGUGCAGGGCCGAGGGUGAGCCGACGCCGGUCAUUUUCUGGAUCUCCCCGCAGCGACGGCGCAUCACCACCAAGAGCAGCGGCCGCCUGACCGUGUUGCCAGAGGGCACGCUGGAAAUCAGGUACGCCCAGAUAACCGACAGCGGGACCUACAUCUGCAUCGCCAGCAACGCCGGGGGCAACGACACCUACUUCGCUACGCUCACAGUCAGCGGGCUGCCUCUGGAUGCAGUGCUCCUGGCCAACCGCACCUACUACACAGGGGACCUCAACGACACCAACCUGAACGACACCAGGGUCUUCUUGAAGUUCACUCUGGACCUCAAGACCAUCCUCAUAUCCACAGCGAUGGGCUGCAUCAUGUUCCUGGGCGUGGUGCUGUUCUGUUUCAUUCUGCUGUUCGUGUGGAGUCGAGGGAGGGGUCAGCACAAGAACAACUUUUCGGUGGAAUACUCCUUCAGGAAGGUGGACGGACCUGCAGCCAGUGGGGGACAAGGCGGCGCUCGCAAGUUCAACAUGAAGAUGAUUUGAUUCGUCCCUCGUUCGCAUUCUGUUUACAAGCAGUCUUAACGUCACGGAGGAACAAAAACACUGCAGUGGACGUCUGCGUUUGCAGAACAACAGCGUAAAUCCUGUAUAGGGCAUUGAGCGAGACAAGGUUUUGUUAUUAAAAAAAACAAUCAAAUCUGUACGGUUUUGAUAUGGUGUUAUUGUAUUUUUACAGCUCCACUGUUCACAUGUUCUUGAAUAGACUGUUUAAAGACCAACGUAACAAACACCUGGAGUCGUCUAACCUCUCGCCAAUGACGUUCUUCUUUUGACUGUGAAGAGACGCUGCCGUCCUCAAGGACUGAGGCCGUGCGAGCCCUCGGCCUCCAAAGUCAUGAAAACACCCUGGGCGGUGCUCCGUGAAUGCCAAGGACUUGCCAAUGCGUUUAGAACAGUUCCAGCUACAUACUGCAAGUUUAGACUCAGCUGCAGUCGAUAGAGCACUAUUAGGACGUAGAGAAACUCACCACUGUACGCUCUGCAACACUGCCAACGUAGUUUUCCUUACUGUCAGAUCAAAUCUGGGUAAAGCUACAAAUUAAGGUUUGUGUCCAAUCAGUCUCAGCCCAUGCAGAUUCACAGUUUAGAGGUUUUUCAUUAGAUUAUUCAGUCCAUCCUGAGCAAGAUUCCUUUUGGCCUUUAUCUAAAAAAGGGGCGACCACAUGUACAGAGGCGACUUCUUAUUUCAAGAUGUGUAUAAUUUGUAAAUGAAACAUUUGUUGGGGUGCGUUUACCCUAAAGUUGUACGUUCUUCUGUAUCUAUAAGUAGAAAAUAUAAUGUAUACUGUAAGAUGUAUUAUAUAAUUUGUAAUUAUUUAAAUCCUUGUUGAUGUUUAUACUGUUAUACUGUUUAGUAAUCGAUCAUGUUUUCCUGUUCUACGGUAGUUCUACUGUUAAAGAUUUCUUCUUCAUUGUGGUGAUAUCCAGUCCAGUUAUGCUUCAUUUGACGGCUUUUGUAGUCUAAUUGUGUCGUGACAUCAGAUGAGGACACGUCUGCUCGUUCCCUAAGAUCACACAGCAGAUCAUAAAGGCUUCAGUUCAUCACCCAGUCCUUUUUGAAUAAAUGACAAUAGGGAGGUUUUACCGGCGCUGGGAAAAAAAUGCUAAUGUGAUGAGGCCCGUGCAGACUGGAACACAGGUCGUGAUGAAGCUAAGCCACAGAGGUGAGGUGUUCUAGGAAGACGAUGACACUGCAACCACAGGCUGGAGAAUAACUAGUAUUAACAACGUACAUGCUGAUGGGGAUUUCACUAGGCAGCUUCACAAUGUAACCAGUGGCAGGAGAUUAUUUUCCCCAUUAUUUUCAGAUAACAUUUGAAGAGGAAGGCAACAGGUGAGCUGCCAGUACCAACCACACUUAUGUCAUAGCCUUGGGUGUGAGCUGUGUAGAAACUGAGCUGCACUCUGCUUCCUCUGCUGCCCUCUGCUGGCAACAUCUGGUAUUGAAUCAUCACUGAAACACAAUACUAUCAAUCUGCAGCACAACAUUUCUUAAAAUGAAAUUAUUGUGAUAUUAGAAGUGAAAUAAAAGAAAGGAGCCUCUCUAUGGACAGUACAUAUGGACUCUACUUGCUCAUGGACUGACCUGACCUGCUCAGCAUCCUCUCUUUGCUUUUAAAAUGCUUUUCCGUUGUCCCGUGUUUAACUCACCCUGUAAAUAAUGACUCCAUUGUGUCUGGAAGUUGUGCUAGAUGUUUUAUAUGACAAAGAAGCACACUGUUUAUAAAGCAUGCUGUUUAUCUGCCACGACGAUGUCUUGUCCCAUGUCACGUUUCUAUUGCAUCCAGUCUCUCAGCCUUUAAGGUUGCAGGCUGAGAAGUGGACCUAUAGGCUACAAUACGUCGUGACCCUGUCACUGUGACAUUCAAUGUUGUGGACUGUUAUGCUGAUCUGUUUUAGUUUUUUUACAGUGGUUUGGCAUACUUUCAUUUGAAGAAUGAAUUCAGUCAGAUGGCCGUUCUUGCCAUGAUUCACAUUUAUUCUAUAGGUAGGUGCAUAUAUUUGCUCUUGAGGGGUAUUAAUGUUCAUUUUCUAUGCAGACACAAGUUACAAAAAAAUAAAUAAAAUUUUAUAAGCAGA
Molecule: messenger RNA, 4508 nt
Organism: Betta splendens (Siamese fighting fish)
Lineage: Eukaryota; Metazoa; Chordata; Actinopteri; Anabantiformes; Osphronemidae
Gene: lingo3a
Product: leucine rich repeat and Ig domain containing 3a
Cellular component (GO): extracellular region
Molecular function (GO): protein binding
Source: RefSeq, a predicted model, not a curated record